This is a messenger RNA of Trypanosoma conorhini, 5379 nucleotides long. RefSeq lists its product as uncharacterized. Lineage: Eukaryota; Euglenozoa; Kinetoplastea; Trypanosomatida; Trypanosomatidae. The coding region runs from base 1 to 5379 and encodes 1792 amino acids. The record is from RefSeq and is a predicted model, not a curated record. The transcript has a single exon.
AUGCUGCGUCGUCUUGCUGGCGGUCACGGCGGCGGUGGUAGUAGUAGGAGCGGCGGCGGCCGACGCCUCCGUCGGGUCAGUGAGGAGCUGCCUGUGUUUUCCGCCCUCGCGCUGCAGCGGCGCUUCUCCUUCAAGUACGCCACGAAGCUGCAACAUGAUGAGAUGCGGCAGCCGUUUUACAUACAUGAGAAGCGGCACGGCAUCUUCAGUAACGAGCAGAACGUCAGGAAGGCACGUCGUGGGUUGCCUUUUAUCACCCCACUGUACACGCGGCACAUGAAUCUGUGGGAGACCGACACGGACGCAUCAAACAAUCGUUUCUUUAGGGGGUACGUCUUUGGCCAGCGGGAGCUGCAUCAGCUGCUCGGCCGUCCGCACGGGUUCGAGGCAAACAACACGGACGGCAGCAAUGACCUUUCCGCCUAUGAAAUAUCCACGGAUCAGCGGUUUAAGGGUCUGCCGCGCCCGGCGAUUACAAAUCUGCACCAUGAGCCGGAGUGGAGCUACACGCUCUAUCGUGCCGGGGCCCAUGGGGCGCAGCUCUCUAACCCACGCAGCCCGCUAACGGCGGAGGUCCUUGGCGAUGAGUUGAUGCAAAUACGCGAUAUUAAAAGCCUGGAGCACUGCAAGGCGUGGUUUGCGCGUCUGCAGUACCUCAUUAAGCUCCACUACGACGCGGUGGGGGACAUUGGUGAGUUCAAGUCCCGCCACACGCAACACGUGCAUGAGUUCUUCGUUGCCUUUCACGACGCCUUGAGUAGUUUUGACUUUGGCGACGCCUACUUAGUUGAGCACUUCAAUGCCGCCCGCCCGAGCGAGUUGGCAGACCUCUUCGGCAUCUUUCUUGAGAUGGAGGCGAACUACGUGCACGAGGACUUCUGCCCCCGCUGCAGUCUGCCGUACAGCACCACACGGUACUGUGGCGAGGGUGACGCGAACACGCCAUUCCGCAAGCAUCGUGGACGGUGGGCGCCGCAUCAACGAUGGGGGCGUGAGUGGUACGCCGUUGUGGCCCGCCGCGCGGAGGCGCUGUGGUACCGCGCCACCGAAGACCCCUACUUUGGCACCCCGCAGCACACCCAACGCCAGGCAGAGGCCUUGUUGCGUGUCUACGUUCAGACGAAGCAUCGGGGAAAGGCGAAUGAGUUUAUGAACGCGCUGCGGGGCAGCAAAGAGUUCCUGAUGGGGUCCAUACGCAUCACGCCAGAGAUGCAGGCGUCAUACGAUCAUCUGCUUGACACGACGCCGCAUCCGCACCUUUUCACAAAUAGCUUUACCUUGGAGAGUAACGCGGCGCGGUAUACAGGGGAGGUGCAGAAGGUGCCGCUUUCACCGCUGCAGUUUCGCAUUGAUAUGGAGAUGAGCAAGUACCGACGACAACAAAAGGAGGAAGGGGCGGUGCGUGUGCCGCCUGCCAUGUGGCGCCUUGACACCUCCGCAAUAGUGCCGUACAAGCUGGAUCCCAAAACAAGGCGCGUCAUCAACUGGCGGGAGGUGAAGGAGGGGAUCGAGAAGUCGUUCCUGUCGACGGGGCUUCCAAAGGAGGCCUACACAGGCAGCGAGUGGCGGGAGAUGUUGCAUCUGAAGGCCGUCAUUGCUGGCCGCGCGGCAAAGGCGGCAGCGCUGGAGCGACAGUUCCAAAUCGACAAGGCCAAACUGUUGGAUGCUGCGUCUAAACGAAAGCCGGCCGCAGAGGCGGCUGCGGCUGCCCACGCCACCAGUACUGUCUUUCCCGACAAGGAUGGCUAUCAGGUCUUCGAUACGAGCGUGGCGUCACUGAAACCUUUCGGUGUCAGCCAGUCAGGGGUCGUGUUUCACUGUGUCACGCAUACCUACCCCUCGCCUAGCGCUGUGCCGUACAGUGACCCGGUGCACGGUAAACAGUUUCUCCUUGACACAACGCCUGACGCAUGCCACCUCUUUGGCGGCUUUGAGCACGGCGAUCGUCUCCUGAUCCGCGCAAAGGGCAAGGAUGACAAGAAGGAGCAUAAUACGACUAGGAGUUCCGUGGCGGCAAGCGGCAAGGAGUUCGAGGUCAUUGUGAUGGGGGUCAGCAAAGAAGGCAGCGACUCGGAAUGGCAACUGUGCGCCAUGCACGUUGACGCUGCGCAGCAGCGGGAGCAUGGGCUUGUCUUUCUUGGCACAGAUUGCGUCGACAUACGUGCACGGUGGGCGUCGGUGCGUUACGCUGCCGCCGCACCGCAUGUGAGGGGGCGCGUGACACUGUUGGAGUCACAGCGCACCGCACGUGAGGAGUCCAUGGGACAAGUCGUCGGUGUUCGCGAUGGCGUCUUAUUUGUGCAGUGGCGUCUUCUUCGGGGCGGCGGCAGCGAACUGGACCGCAGCGUUGCCGAGCCGAUUGGCACCGCGGAGCAGGUGCGGGACGCCUACACCCUCACUGAGCAGGGAGUGGAGGAGUUACAGCAUCCUCCCUCGUGGCGUACGCCGUUUCGUAACGACUUUGCGGAGGAGCGGCUGGAGGAACUCCAGCAGGCGCCAUUUACGCGAGAGAAGUGGGCCUCCCUCAUCCAGGGACGCUACACACCAAAGCGUAAACGGUUUGGAUACGCGCAGCACACCACCGUGGAUGACUUUGAGACGAAGGAGUACAAGGACCGGUUGCUCUCGAAGCAGUUCUUUCAUAACCCGCAGGCCUUUGAGGUCAUUCCGGAUCGCCGUGACCGGGCCGUGACGUUUGGUGGCAAAUGGGAGUAUCAGCGCACGCAGGGCCUCCCAACGGUGGAUCGCAAUGAGCUAGAGAACGGCUGGAGUGAGGUGGAGGCGGUGACGGAUGCCGAGAUGUGUGUGAUUGAGCAGGCGCUGCGAGACAUCAGCGGUCGACGACCAGGCAACUUUGUCAAGUCGCCCACGAAGACGAGCUCGCUGCAGUUGAAUGAGAGUUGGUGGGAGCCGCUGGAGUUUGGGUGGGAGCAGCACAACAAGGAGCAGAAGGCGUUGGUGGACCCAACGGAGCAGCGCCUCAUCAACAGUUCUACCCUCCCCUUUGGCGGGAAGAUCCCACCCUUUGGAACCUCGAGCGGUAUUGGGGAACGCAUACGUGAAAUCGUGGAAGAUUACGCGAAGGGAUUUGGGUUGGGGCCACAUGGCCAUUCCCCCUCACACGACACGAGCCAUUACAAUACCCUCAAUGCCGAGGAUGCCCGGGUGCGAGAGUUGGGUUACCAGGAUGCGCUUGUUCGCCUGUUUGACGCGAAGCUUGCGGACAAGGAUGUGCAUCAGUGGGCCGUGGAGCAGUGCGCCGACGGCGAGGCUGAUGUGCGACAGCUGCUGCUCUCGCUGCAUGAGUGGCGCGAGCGCGGACGACCUCCCUCCCUGCUCUUGGCGCAGGUGCUCUCCAAAUACCUCGAGCAGGAGAUUGCGGCGUUCAACGCGGGAGUUCCCGCCUCCGUACCCAAGCUUUCGCUGCAGACCGUGGAUGGCACCUUGUCCCCGUCUGGCAACCGCGGGGAGCGUAGUGGGACAAUUUGGGCCGAUGUGGAGCCCACCGCGUAUGCCUUGCAGUGCGCCAGCCAAGCCAGCCACGGCAGCGUUGAUGAGCCGUUUAUUCUCCACUUGCUGAAGCGUGCCCAACUAGAGGAGCGCAACGCCAACUUUACCGACCCGCACUACAACGCACACCUCGAGAAAGCCGUGGUGAGCGAGUUCCAGCUGGGACUCGCGGCGCUGGUCGGCAAAGGCGUCUCUCCGGCGCUUCUUGCCCAAAAGACAAGCCAACUACACCGCGGCUCCGUGCGGAUGAGUGGAAACGUCAUUCCAUUCGUCAAGAGCCGAGAGUUGGCGCGCCUGCUGGAGCGCAUGGGACUCUCAUCGGAGAACAUUGCCGUUGUGACUCGCGGUCUCGCCAAUUGCCCGGAACAGGAGUCGGUUGGGGAUGACUUUGCCGUGCCUGUUUCACUUAUUUUGUCGUGGGGCGGGCCGGGUUCAGGCUCGUCCGCACACGCGGGCGAUCGAAGGGGCAAUGCGACGCAAUCGCGUAAUGAGCGGCAGCGGAAAGGUUCUGCCUCGCUUUCUAGUGCCAUUCGGCAACUGGGAGAGAGACGCCCGGGCGCGAGGAGCUGGCAAAACGAGGACAAGAUGAUGGUGCACGUCAUUGAGGAGCUGGCGCUGCGGGAUGAUGGACUCGUGAUGGACAUUCAAUACAUUGCGCGCGAAAAUAGACGGAACCCGGUCUUGAGGCAUGAGUUCUUUGCGGCGCUUCUCCCUGUCUUUGCCGGCAACCAUGCAAAGGUGGCGCAGCUCUACGACGACUACUGUGCGGGGAAGUAUGUGCCUAAUAUCACACUCGCGAUAGAGGCAUUCAUCGCGUUUCUUUGCAACGUCACCAAGCAUGCGGAGGUCUAUUCUGGGGCCUCGUACUUUGAGAUGGGGGCCCCGAAUGGGCCACAUGCCGGGCAGUACACCUCACUCAAACUUUUAGACCCGCUCGAUGGCCCAUUUGUCUUUGACAACGUCAAGGCAGAACACAUUGAAACGGUGGAGCGGUUUAAGCGGCAUGACAUUCAGGUGGGACCGGUGCGGGCCCCUGCUACAGGCUUCAUCGCCGCCAACUCCAAGUCGUUGAGUUACUUUACACGCCGUCCAGAGGAGGUUGUCUACGUCUCCACGGACGCCGAUCAGGGGCUUCGCCGGUCGUUGGAGAAAUCCGCGCACUAUAAAGCCAUAGCCGCCAACCCGGCAAUGCAGUUUUUGCUUAACACGCAGAAUGGUGCCGGUAUUGUGGCAACUUUCAACCGCUUCUUUUACCGCACCAUGCCGAUGCUUGCCUUUUAUCAGAAACUGCUGAAGCACUACGCGGAAAACGUGCAGCCGCUGCGGCAGAAGGCGCAGAAUAGUGUGCGUGGGUUGUCACGCGUGCUGGAGAACGAACGCUCUGCCGCCAUUGAGGAGUUCAGGCGCAACAGUGAGCGGUACUGGCGGAACGUUCUGGAGGGCCGCAGCGUGGAGCAGUCAAUGGGCGGAAAUGGCGGUGGCGGUGGCGGCGAGAGAAGCGGCGGCGGUGCGACGUCCGCCACGCCAUCGUCGUCGCCGUCGGCGCAGGGGGCCAUUGCCGGGGACGUCGCCAGGGUGCUUGGCAGCGGCCGAGCAGGCGAUCAGAGGCGCGGCACUCAAAGAUCAUCGCAGCAGCAGCAGCAGCAGCAGCAGAGGCAGAGGCAGAGGCAGGAAAAAACGGACGGGAAUGGUGGCGGCGGUGUCCGCACGGCGUUCCCCCCACGCCAGGGCGCCUCACGCAGCAUGACGGACCUGCUGUCGAAGCUGAACAAACCGAAAGGGUCAAAUAAUUCGGGCGGCGCGAAGGGCCAGACGAAGCGAGGCCCGGCGAAACCUCCCACCGAUGGGGGUCGUGGGGCAAAGCCAUAG